GUUAAAGGGUUCCGUUUUGAAGUAUGUAGAGAUUUGUUUCAGUAGCAGCCAUGAACAUUUGUUUGAUACCAUUCGAUGGCGAGAGUGAAAAUAAUAAUGUUCCUUUCCACCUCACGAUUAUGGCAUGUCCAUUGGGCUCCAUCCUCGUCUGGAUAGAUACGUAGCUUGAAAGCUGAAGCCCUUUUGUUUGAGCCCUGCACAACACAUCAUUUUUGGUAACAUCCAGCAGAUCAAAAUAUGCCAUGUAAUAGAAGACGGAACUGGAAACGGAAGGUUAACUGGACCCACACCAGCCACCUAAGCGGGUCAACGCUUAGAGUGUGCUGGUUAAGCCAGGCCCACACUGAAGCAAAAAUGGAUUUUUUUAUACUCAUGACAUGUGGGAGUGUCUGAGACAAACAUGGCCACUCCCACUGACUUCGGUUAUAUUAAAAAUAGACAAUCUUGCAGUAUUUGAACGCAUCCCAUAUUCGAUCAAUUACUUUUACUUUGCUUGGAAGGAGAGUUGCAGCAAGAUGGUUGGGUCUUCUGCUAGAUCUGCAUUGGAGGAAAUGUCAAAUAAUGGGGAGUUUAUACGCACUCCAUCAAGUUUUCGUAAUUUCAUUUCAAGGGAUAAAUCAUCUGAAUACUAUGCAGAGUCUGGUAGAUACCACCUCUACAUAUCAUAUGCAUGUCCUUGGGCAUCCAGAUGUUAUGCCAUCUUGAAACUGAAGGGGCUGGACGAUGCUAUUAGUAUCUCGUCAGUAAAACCGAAAUGGGAAAGGACAAAAGAGGGUGAGGAUCACUUUGGCUGGACAUUUCCAAAUUCUGAAGAUGAAGAUCCUGGAGCAAUACCAGAUAUUUUGAAUGGAGCCAAAACCAUACGGGAAUUAUAUGAACUUGCUAGCAGCAAUUACUCUGGAAAAUAUACUGUUCCGGUGUUAUGGGAUAAAAAGCGUAAGACAAUAGUCAACAAUGAGAGCUCUGAAAUCAUCCGUAUGCUGAACACUGAAUUUAAUGAUAUUGCAAUAUAUCCAAAUCUUGACCUAUAUCCACCUCAUCUGCAAACCCAGAUUGAUGAAGUUAAUAACUGGAUAUAUAAUCCAAUAAAUAAUGGAGUUUACAGAUGUGGAUUUGCUACAAAUCAAAGACCUUAUGAGCAGGCUUUUAAUGAAUUAUUUGAUGCUCUUGACAAAUGUGAGGAGAUCUUGAGCAAUCAACGAUACAUCUGUGGAAAUGUUUUCACAGAGGCUGAUGUACGUUUGUUUGUAACACUUAUUCGGUUUGAUGAGGUGUAUGUAGUUCAUUUCAAAUGCAACAAGAAAAUGAUACGUGAAUAUCCCAAUCUUUUCAAUUACACAAAAGAUAUCUACCAGAUUCCAGGAAUUUCAAGUACUGUCAAUAUGGAUCACAUCAAGCGUCACUACUAUGGAAGCCACCCUUCUAUUAAUCCACAUGGAGUUGUUCCUCUUGGAUCUGGCAUUGACUAUUCUACUCCUCAUGAUCGUGCAAAGUUCACUAAUUAAAAUUCUAUUUGUAAUUUUAUUCUGGAAUUUCGGUUAACAUUGCUAAACCACUAUAUACUAUGGUGUUACUAUUAAAGGUAAAAUAAUUAGAUUUGAAUCA
Molecule: messenger RNA, 1605 nt
Organism: Cryptomeria japonica (Japanese cedar)
Lineage: Eukaryota; Viridiplantae; Streptophyta; Pinopsida; Cupressales; Cupressaceae
Exons: 6
Coding region: 378-1505 (375 amino acids)
Cellular component (GO): cytoplasm
Molecular function (GO): glutathione transferase activity
Source: RefSeq, a predicted model, not a curated record